Messenger RNA from Ostrea edulis (European flat oyster), 1094 nucleotides. RefSeq lists its product as uncharacterized. The transcript is spliced from 4 exons. NCBI's taxonomy places the organism in Eukaryota, Metazoa, Mollusca, Bivalvia, Ostreida, Ostreidae. The record is from RefSeq and is a predicted model, not a curated record. The coding region runs from base 88 to 618 and encodes 176 amino acids.
CCUUUUUAUUAAAAACAGAUAGCCGUUAAUGGAUCACUUCAGAAUACCAACACUUCCGUUGAACUUGAGGGAGAUCCCAGCACUUUAAUGACAAUGUUUUGUCCAGUAAAUGGACAGACAAAGUUCACCGACCCGCAAGGAGAUCUAUCAUUUGUCACAGGUUACAAAAUAUCAGUCAGCAACGAUGGUGUAAAUUUUGGCGAGGAAGAGGACAUGUAUAUAUUCAACUCAACUUAUCAGGAAUUUGCUGUGGUAGACGGGAAAAUAGAGUUCAAAUUAAAGGAGAAUUACUGCUUUAUAGACGGAUCUCCAUAUUUUAAUCAGACGACGUCAUCUUCCAAUGACUGUCGAAUGUGUAUCCCUGAAAAGAAUGCAUUCGAUUGGUCAACGAGUCUAAAACCUGAAUGCAGAAUCAGUAUUGCUAAUCCGACGACGAGUUCACAGUUACAACUAGGUUCCGGUGCGAUAGCUGGGAUAGUAGUCGGUGGCGUGUGUUUUUUGAUGGUAGUAACAGGAAUCAUUGUUUGGAAAUACAAACAGAAAAGGCCCAAACGCUUCACCUCUAGAGUGAGUAUGGACGGUCUAGGUAGUGAGACAACCACAGCAACAACUAAGUGAUUUAACCAGGUGGAGUCUACAAAUCAGGAUCCCUGCACAUCACUGAUUCAUAGUCAUCAAUCCAAAUUGCAAAUACUUUUCUCAACUCCAGUUAGUGUUAUUUUCAUUUAUGAUUAUAAAAUUAUCCGGAAAUUUCUACAGAGUUCCAGAAUGAAGAACCUCUUGUCGCUUUAGUGAGAUAUGUUCGUGAUAGACGAAAUUAUUCAGUUUAAUGUAAAUUACAUUGGAUUUACACGUUAUUUUUAUAUGUUACUUUACAUCCCAUUGGAUGUUUGAUUGUUCACGCAUGGAAAGACGACAUUAGCUUUAGGUGAUUUGAUACCAAUUUGUACUCAAGAAUGGCGUCCAGGGUGGUAGCAGAAACGUUUCUUGGCAAUGACAAUGCCUCCCGUGAUAAAAUGGUUCCAUUUUUAAGAUGACGUAUAUAAAUCAACAUAAUAUGUAUUGUACAUCUUAAUAAAUGUCAAUCAACCAAA